CAGCCCCAGAACAAUGUCGAUGAGCCCUAAGCAUACGACUCCUUUUUCUGUUUCCGAUAUCUUGAGUCCCCUUGAGGAGAGCUAUAAGAAAGUAAGUAUGGAGAAUAACAACUUGGGGGCACCUCUCACUUCUUACCGGCAGCCGCAAGUCUCACAGGCGGCGAUGCAGCAACACCACAUGGGCCAUAAUGGGACUGUGUCUGCGGCUUACCACAUGACUGCGGCAGGUGUUUCUCAGCUGUCACACACGGCCAUGGGGGGCUACUGUAACGGCAACCUGGGCAACAUGGGCGACCUGCCGUCUUACCAAGAUGGCAUGAGGGGCAGCGCCACGGCCACCGGCUGGUAUGGAGCCAACCCAGAUCCGCGUUUUUCCACCAUUUCCCGCUUUAUGGGCUCAUCGUCGGGGAUGAACAUGGGCAGCAUGGGCAGUCUCAGCUCCCUGGCAGACGUGGGUAAAAGCAUGGGCUCUUUGUCAACCACCCCGAGGAGAAAGCGACGAGUGCUGUUCUCCCAGGCGCAGGUGUACGAGCUGGAGCGACGUUUCAAGCAGCAAAAAUACCUGUCGGCGCCGGAGAGAGAACACCUGGCAAGUAUGAUCCACCUCACCCCUACCCAGGUGAAAAUCUGGUUCCAGAAUCACCGGUAUAAGAUGAAGAGGCAGGCAAAAGACAAAGCCUCUCAGCAGCAGAUGCAGCAGGACAGCGGCUCCUGCCAGCAACAGCAGCAGCAGUCCCCUCGGAGAGUAGCUGUGCCGGUGCUGGUAAAGGAUGGGAAGCCGUGCCAAGGCAGCGGCCACACGCCCACAUCCUCCGCACAGACACACCACCAGCAAGGGGGCAAUGUCAUGAUUAUGUCCAACAACACGUCCGGCCUCGGUCAGCAUCAGAGCCAGCAGGUGGGAAGCACAGGUCACUCUCCAGACUUGGCGCAGCACUCCUCCAGUCCGCCCUCACUUCAGAGCCAAGUGGCCGGCCUCUCCCACCUCAACUCCCCCGGCGCAGAGUACGGCUCGGCCCUGCAGUGUUCAGCCCUGUUAUACGGCAGGACAUGGUGACAAGAGGCGCCGGCUAUGAUUUAAAUCUAAUUUAAUAAAGAAAGAAAAGACAUUUUUAUGUUAAGGCUCGGAAAGUUUCACUGUAAAUGUGCGCACGUGAACAAGAAUCGAGUGAACUCGAGCUCUUCUUGAUUUUUUCCCCCCCAUUUUGAAAGGAAGUGUGACUUUUGUGGAAGAACCACUUGUUCACAAACUGCGGAUGUAAAAGUCUUGGGAUUUAUUUAUGUAAAUUAUAUUGACACAAAAGAAGAAUCAGCAGUCAAAUAGGCCCCAUAGUUGGGAAAACUGAACCCGAACAGGGACGCAGAUAGACUACAGGACUGCUGGGUGCUGUUAAAUUUCCGUCCUCGAACACAAAUGUGAUGACUCUGAUUUAUAAUAGAAUUUAAUGUAAGCCGUAGAUCUAGCUUGUAUAUUUCAGUAAAAGGUUUGAAUUUUAGCUAUUUGUUGUACAAAGUUUUUGACGCUAU
This is a messenger RNA of Archocentrus centrarchus (flier cichlid), 1527 nucleotides long. It is a transcript of the gene nkx2-1, whose product is annotated as NK2 homeobox 1. The record is from RefSeq and is a predicted model, not a curated record. Lineage: Eukaryota; Metazoa; Chordata; Actinopteri; Cichliformes; Cichlidae. Gene Ontology annotation, molecular function: RNA polymerase II cis-regulatory region sequence-specific DNA binding; DNA-binding transcription factor activity, RNA polymerase II-specific. The transcript is spliced from 2 exons. Gene Ontology annotation, cellular component: nucleus. Bases 14 to 1057 code for a protein of 347 amino acids. Gene Ontology annotation, biological process: cell differentiation; regulation of transcription by RNA polymerase II.